AUGGAAAUCCCCAGGCUGCUCCCGGCUCGCGGGACACCACAGGGCGGCGGCGGCGGCGGCGGUGGCGGCGGCGGCACCGGCGGCGUUGGCUGUUGCCAGGCGGGAGGUGGUAGAGUACACCGGGGCCCGGGCACUGUAGCUUGUCAGGCCCCCACGCGCCGCCUCCUACUGCUCCGGGGGGCCCAAGAUGGCGGGCCCGGGCUGCGGAGCGAGGAGGCCCAGAGGGCCUCACAGGGCCCGGCCACGGGCCCGAGCCCUAGUCCGAGCCCGCUGGCGCCAAGACCGGAUCACCCUAGUGGCGGCGGGGGCGGCGGCGGUGGCGACGGCAGCGAUGACUUCUUCUUCUUGCUGCUCGACCCGGUGGGUGGCGAUGUGGAAAUGGUGGGCACAGAUCAGGCCGGAGGGCCCCUGUGGAGGGAGGAGGCCGAGGUAGGGCUGGGCCCUGAGCGUGGUGAGCGAGGCGCGAACCCCGCAGACCGCCCUGCCCCGGGCCCCUGCUGUGUGUCCGAGGCCACGGCCCCACUCCCGGGCCCGACCCCGGCUCCCGUGGCGUCCUUCGCGGGCACCGUCACAAUCCACAACCAGGACCUGCUCCUGCGCUUGGAGAAUGGCGUCCUUACCCUGACCACGCCCCCGCUGCCCACCUGGGAGCCUGGGGUCGCGCCUGUCCUGCAGGCCGGGGAUUUAGCCGCCCCGCUAGCCGGGUUUCCGCCCGCCGCGCAGCUGGGAGACUGCCCGGAGCUGCCUCCCGACCUCCUGCUGGCUGAGCCGGCGGAGCCCGCGCCAGCGCCUGAGGAGGAGGCCGAGGCCGGGGCUGCCGCCCAGAGUCCCUGCGGGCCGCUGGUUCCGGGCCCGGGCUUGGUGUUGUACCUGUGCCCGGAGGCGCAGUGCGGCCAGACCUUUGCCAAGAAGCACCUGCUGAAGGUGCACCUGCUGACGCACAGCAGCAGCCAGGGCCAGCGGCCCUUCAAGUGCCCCCUGAGCGGCUGCGGCUGGACCUUCACCACGUCCUAUAAGCUCAAGAGGCACCUGCAGUCGCACGACAAGCUGCGGCCAUUUGGCUGUCCGGUGGAGGGCUGUGGCAAGAGCUUCACCACUGUGUACAACCUCAAGGCGCACAUGAAGGGCCAUGAGCAGGAGAACUCCUUCAAAUGCGAGGUGUGCGAGGAGAGCUUCCCCACGCAGGCCAAGCUCAGCACCCACCAGCGCAGCCACUUCGAACCCGAGAGGCCCUACCAGUGCGCGUUUUCGGGCUGCAAGAAGACGUUUAUUACAGUGAGUGCCCUCUUCUCCCAUAACCGCGCCCAUUUCAGGGAACAGGAACUCUUCUCCUGCUCUUUACCCUUCCUCUGUGACUUCGAUGGCUGCGGCUGGAACUUCACCAGCAUGUCCAAACUGUUAAGGCACAAAAGGAAGCACGAGGACGACCGGAGGUUCACGUGCCCUGUGGAAGGCUGCGGGAAGUCCUUCACGAGGGCUGAGCAUCUGAAAGGACACAGCAUAACCCACCUGGGCACAAAGCCUUUUGUGUGUCCCGUGGAAGGCUGCUGCGCCCGGUUCUCGGCUCGGAGUAGCCUCUACAUUCACUCCAAGAAGCACCUGCAGGAUGUGGACACCUGGAAAAGCCGUUGCCCAGUCUCUGCCUGCAAUAAACUCUUCACCUCCAAGCACAGCAUGAAGACCCACAUGGCCAAGAGGCACAACCUCAGCCAGGAUCUCCUAGUGCAGCUGGAAGCUGCGAAUUCUCUGACACCCAGCAGCCAGCUCACCAGCCAGAGACAGAGUGAUCUCAGUGGUGCAGAGGUAAUGUCUCUGUUCUCCGAGGUGCCUGGCGGGAGCUCUGCUGCGGUGCUGGACACGGCGCUGGUGAAUUCUGGCAUCCUGACUAUUGACGUGGCUUCUGUGAACUCGACUCUGGCAGGGAAUUUCCCUGCGGAGAAUAGUCACUCCUUGGGGCAAGCUGUGGACCCUCGGGCCUUGAGGGCCACCAGUGACCUCCCUCAGAGUCUGGAUACCUCUCUCUUCUUUGGAGCUACGGCUGCUUGCUAUCAGCAGAGCCCCUUGGAUAUGGAUGACUUGUCCAGUGCAAAUGUGGGACUCUUUGGCUCAUUGGCUCUGAAAAACUCAAGCCCAGAACCCCAAGCUUUGACUCCUAGCAGUAAGCUAACUGUGGACACCGAAGCCCUGACGCCCUCCAGCACCCUCUGUGAAAACAGUGUCUUGGAACUCCUGACCCCAGCCAAAGCAGACUGGAGUGUGCAUCCUGACCCUGACUUCUUUGGACAGGAGGAAGAAACCCAGUUUGGAUUUUCCAGUCCUGCUGGAAACCGUGGUUCCCAGAAAGAAUCAGACCUUAUCACGGUGACUGGAAGCUCAUUUUUGGUAUGAACCAACUCUAUUUGUCCCUUGCCUGUGGGGCUCACUUUUAGUACACUGAAGUUUGAGGAUAUUCUGGACCGAAUGCUUACAUGCGGUUAUUUCUUACUGGUUCACACAAGAACAUGUCUGUGGACUCUAGAGAUUUAGGUUCUGAUCUGGAGUCUGGAACUGACAAGUUCUGUGACCCUGAACAAGUCACUUAACCUAUCUGAGCCUUAAUUUUUUUUACUUACAAAAGGAGGUGGUUUAGAUAGAUAGCUUCUAAUCUCUUCAGCUCUUAAAUUUCUUGAUGUUAUGCUUUUUUUCCUUCAAAUUUUUGGGACCCACCCAGUGAUGACAUGUUUUUAAUUUGAAUAUACAUAAAAUCUAAGUUCUAUAUCAAUGAACUCAUAUACUCUGCACCAUAUUCGUUAAUUAAAAAUCCGUGAGCCAUCUUAUUUAAGUAAUUUUUAUGGUUUUCCUUUUUUGAAUAUUGUUUUGGAACAGAGACCAGGUAUCAUUUUAUAACCAUAAGUAUUCAGUGUGUAGCUUCAAAUAACGUCGGUCUUUUAAAAAUUAAUUUCACUAUCAUAAUUAAUAAUUUAUCAGUGAAAAUCCACUUAUGUUUUAAACUUUAUAUUGUGUAAUAAAUGAUACUUGAUUUAAUUUUUCUUAAUAUUUAGAAACUAACUCUGAAAUAUUUAUUCUGGAUGCUCCCUGUUACCCCCUUUUUUGAGUUUUUUUUUAUUCUUUGAAAAAAAUGUUUCUCGUGUGGCCGAUUAUGUCUUUGUCGUCACUUUAUUUUCUCAGUUUAGUAGUUAUAUUAAGUGACUUGAUCAGAUUGAAAAAUGAUUUUUGCAUGAGUAUUUCAUUGAUCAGCCUGCAUUCUUUUUUUCACUCAUAAUGUCUAAUCUUCUCUUUUGGUGGUACUAACAGCUUUUAUUUAUGAAUGCACUAGUUAUUGCCUUUGCUUCUGAUGUAUUGAAUUAUUCCCGUAGAAUUAUGAACAAUUAGGGGAGGAAGAAAUGCUGUUUAGGACACUUAAGAAAGUUUAAUAGAAAUAUUAUUCAGUGCCAGAAUAUUUUCUUAAAUGAUGUUGAAACUAACAAGAGAAAUAGCAAAGAAAAUUGUGUAUGAUGUCAUUGUUGAUCUUUCUCACCUCUUUUAAUGAUGGGAAGGAGGCCGUCAUGUAGAAUUGCCAUGGAGUACACCCAUGUGAAAGAGAAGCAGGGUCCAAUUUCUGCUCCGUGGUGCUGGGCAGGUUAUCAUAGGCAUCUUUGCGUCACUAGAUUAGCAUUUGCUCAUGACUAACAUUCCGUAGACAUUUUUUUCUCAUUCAGUUUUCAACAUGAAAGUAAAAAUUUUAAUUACUCUAUAUGAUCCUUUUUAAUUUUUAAUUCUUCCUGAUAUAAGGGAGAAAUAGGGAUAAUUUAAUCCUAUCCAUGUUCAUUCAAUAAGGUUUUGUGAAGUUUAGGGUGAAACAGGGAAAGGUCUCUUUGUUUCUUAUCCUGAGUAAUUUUCUACCCUAAAUUGUUUAAAAAACAAGGAGUGGAGACACUCCUCACAUGUUUAUCUGCGUACCUCUGCAUUUGAUCAGUCUGUCUGCAUCUUUGUUGUUUCUAACAUCAGACUUCUCUCUGUUACUGUGUAGCCUUUGAUUCUUUCAAAAUCUGGUAAUGGAGCAGAGGGUGGUCAUAUACAACCUCUGCUGUCAGAAGAGCUCAAUGUUUACAGUUUUCCAGAGUUGAAAGAAAGGAAAGAUUGAAUCUCAGUAUUGUGUAAACUCUGUUGUACAGAGAGUGUAGGAAUUUUAGUUUGUGGAAUGUUUUCAUAAUUAUGUCUUUUAUUUGUUCAGAGCAAUCCUUUGAAGUAAUUUUUACAUAGUAUCUGUGUGUUUCACAUAAUUUAGCUAACCCACAUUACAACUGGGUUUGGCUCUGGUUGACAGUUCUAUAUAUAGUUUCACAAAAAAGGAAGAAAACGUAUUUUCAUCUCUCCUGUCCCCAGCUUUCAAGAUUCAUUCCCACAUCAUAACUGAUGGCUUGUUCCAAUUUAAUUGGUUUCUUUUAGCUUCUGCUUCAUUCCGUUGCAUGUGCAUUCCAGUUCCUGUUUCCUCCUCUCUCUCUUCCUCUCUCUCCUCUUUCUUUUUGUAAUGGAUAAAUAACUUUCCUUUGGCUAUCCUUCCAGCACUCUCUUCUUGGCACAUUUUCUUCCAAUGCUAGCAUUUGCUGAAUGUAUAUUACAUUUGUCUGUGUACAGUAAAAAGCUAUUUUCUGAGGUUAGAUAAUACUGUCUGUAUAUAGGACUCAAAGCAUAAAGGAUAUUUUUUAUGCUGUUCAGAUGAGAAGUGGAUUUCUGUUUCAUUAUUUACAUUUAAAAUGUUUUUUUCCAGAGAGUUCUGCUACUACUUCCUUAGUUGUUCUAGUGUACUAGUCCAGUAGCAUUUGCAUGUAGAUGUCUAUGGAUGACAGACUUCAGAAAUGCACUAAAAAUUUGCCACUAUGUACUGUUUCUCUGUUGUGUGUAUGUUGGUAUUCAUAUAUACCCACAGAUACUCACACAUAUUUAAAAAAUUGUAUUCACUUAGUAAAAAUGAAAAAUACGAAUACUUUUAUAAAUCAGAGAAAUGCUUGGAAUUUUAUUUUGUGUUCCUAUUUGGCAGAUUUUCCUAUCUGUGUUUAAACUAUUUGUACUCCUAAAAUAUAUUUCAAAAGUGUUACUCAUUUGAGACAUCUUAAAUACACCACAAUUUUUUGUGUUUGGCAAAUAAGUCUGUCAAAGGUGAGAUGAAUACAUAAGUCAUGAAAAUAAAUUUUAAACAUGGAGAUCA
Nannospalax galili (Upper Galilee mountains blind mole rat) is the source of this 5188-nucleotide messenger RNA. RefSeq names its product zinc finger X-linked duplicated B (gene Zxdb). Gene Ontology annotation, molecular function: transcription coregulator activity. The transcript has a single exon. Gene Ontology annotation, cellular component: nucleus. Bases 1 to 2388 code for a protein of 795 amino acids. Gene Ontology annotation, biological process: regulation of transcription by RNA polymerase II. The record is from RefSeq and is a predicted model, not a curated record. Lineage: Eukaryota; Metazoa; Chordata; Mammalia; Rodentia; Spalacidae.